Sardina pilchardus (European sardine) is the source of this 1440-nucleotide messenger RNA. RefSeq lists its product as uncharacterized. NCBI's taxonomy places the organism in Eukaryota, Metazoa, Chordata, Actinopteri, Clupeiformes, Clupeidae. The record is from RefSeq and is a predicted model, not a curated record. The transcript is spliced from 5 exons. The coding region runs from base 23 to 919 and encodes 298 amino acids.
UCAAGCCAGGUUUGCAAGAACCAUGGGAGGAAAUGUGUUUAUGCUCGUAUGCAUCCUUAUCUUGUGCAUGUGCCCGUCUGUACUCGGUGUGAUAAAAACCGGCAUAUUACAUGAGACCAUUACCCUCCCCUGCAGUCAGUCCUGCAGUGGCACAAUGACAUGGACACUGGUGGAUACUGGCCUGGUGAUCAAGUGUACGAAUAGAUCUUGUGAAACAGGAACAGGGUUUGAAAAUGGAUUCAGCAUUUCAAAUGAACGCUUUGAUGGCAAACGGUCCUGUGGUCUCACCAUCAGUUCACUGAAGUUCAAUGAUCAGGGUAUCUACUCUGGCUAUUGUGAUGGCCGUUAUUAUUGUGCUGUUACGCUUGAUGUUUUGGUGCCUGUUGAUGUGAAUGUCUCCACUGGAAACAAUGUCUCCCUACCUUGCCAUGUAGCCAUUAAAAAGACUAUAGAAAAUACAACUGUCUCUUUUUUGUGGGAGAAGUAUUGGAAGAAGAAAUGGGACAAAGUACUGCGGCUUGAAAAGGGAAAUUUCACUUAUGGCCCCAUGAAGGGCAGAGUGUCAGUUCCUGAAGAUGGUUACAAGAGUGGUGACCUCCCCCUACGCAUCACUGAUGUCCGUCCAUCUGAUCAAGGAGUGUACCGAUGCCGUUACUUGUCCACAGGAGACACAGGGGUUCCAGGUCCAUUAAUGCUCAUUGUUAAAGAAAAUACCUGGUCCUGUGCCAUAAAAAUGUUGGUAACCUCGCUCGUCACGGGCAUUGUAUUGAUUCUGGGAUAUUUUUGUUGCUACAAGCUCAAAGGCAUCCCAAAUCCUUUUAGACGUCAGCCAGUUCCCAAAGCUCCUGUGCCCGAAGAGAAUGUUGAUAGUGAAUCCAUUCCAAUGAAAAAUUACUCCACAGUCCACCCCACGGACUGAAUGACCAUCGACAAGACUUGGACUACUUCUAAGUGCUUCUUUACUAUUAAGGUUUUUUUUUUUGUAAGCUACUGUAGGCCAGAGACGUCUACAAGAGAUCCUUAAGAAUCUUUCUGUGAGUGAGAGUCAUGGUCUCCAGGCUAGCAUUAAGCUAGUUUGCUGUGAAUUGACUGCAACUGUGAGGGUAUUUAAAUUAUUUUGUUAAAUUGUUUUGUCUUUUAUCCCAGGUAUGCCACGGUUUAUUUCAUUAUAUUAUAAUUGUGUGUUGUUUAAAAUAAGCCUCCGCUGCCACUGGCUUGCUCCCUGUCUGAUUUUCUUGGGUUUGUUUUUUUUUUAGCAUAUUUAGCAAACCUCUCCUCACGAUGCGCUUGCUGCCUGUCUCCUGAAUACGAAACUAUUCACCGUAUGUUUCUGUCAGGAAAGUCAUGGAAUUUAACAUUUUACAUUGUCCAUUUUUAUUCAUGCUUCUAUUAAUGUAAAGCACUUUGAACAUUUGUAAAUUAAAUUUAAAAAGAAAAUAU